CCAAUCAUAGUACGAAAACACCCUCACUGAGGAGAGUGCGCGGGAAGGAGUUGAUUCUCUCUCUUUCGUUCAUUCUUCUUCUUCUUCUGCCGUCACCCAAUCCAUUUCCUCUGCAAAUUCCUCUUCCUCUUCACAACAAUGGGUAUCAAGGGUUUAACAAAGCUCUUAGCUGACAACGCCCCCAAAUGCAUGAAGGAGAACAAAUUCGAGAGCUACUUCGGCCGCAAAAUCGCCAUCGACGCCAGCAUGAGCAUUUACCAGUUCCUUAUUGUUGUAGGACGAAGCGGAGCUGAAACACUAACUAACGAAGCCGGCGAAGUUACUAGUCAUUUGCAAGGGAUGUUUACGCGGACGAUUAGACUUUUAGAAUCCGGGAUGAAGCCAGUAUAUGUUUUUGAUGGGAAGCCCCCGGAUAUGAAGAAACAAGAGCUUGCAAAACGUCUCUCGAAGAGAGCUGAGGCUACUGAGGAUUUGUCAGAAGCCUUAAAGGCUGACAAUAAGGAAGAUAUUGAAAAAUUCAGUAAACGGACAGUGAAGGUGACAAAGCAGCAUAAUGAAGACUGCAAAAAACUCUUAAGACUCAUGGGAGUGCCGGUCGUAGAGGCUCCCUCAGAAGCAGAGGCUCAAUGUGCUGCUCUUUGCAAAGCUGGAAUGGUUUAUGCUGUGGCUUCUGAAGACAUGGAUUCCUUGACGUUUGGAGCUCCUAAAUUUCUUCGCCAUCUAAUGGAUCCUAGCUCGAAAAAAGUUCCUGUGAUGGAAUUUGAAGUUGCGAAGAUUUUGGAGGAGUUAAAUCUGACCAUGGACCAAUUUAUUGAUUUGUGCAUUCUUUCUGGGUGUGAUUAUUGUGAUAACAUUCGAGGGAUUGGGGGCCAAACAGCUUUGAAGCUCAUCCGUCAACAUGGUUCUAUCGAAAAUAUUCUGGAGAACAUAAACAAAGAAAGGUACCAGAUACCAGAGGAUUGGCCAUAUCAGGAGGCUCGACGGCUUUUUAAGGAACCAAUGGUCACAACUGGAGACGACGAACUAAAUCUUAAGUGGUCAGCUCCAGAUGAAGAAGGAUUAAUAACAUUUCUGGUUAAUGAAAAUGGGUUCAACAGUGACAGGGUGACAAAGGCAAUAGAAAAAAUUAAAGCUGCAAAGAACAAGUCAUCACAAGGCCGUUUGGAGUCAUUCUUUAAGCCAGCUCCAAGUUCAUCUGUACCUAUCAAACGGAAGGAAAGCAAAUGCAUGCUUAGAUCUUUCAAACCAGCAAUUGAGCAUAAGAUGUUCUCUCUGCAACUUCCUAACUGGUCAAGGCCCAUGGUUUUUGGCAAGUUGAGCUUACAAUAUAAUCUGAGUUCCAAUGUAUCUGUGCCAUUGUGUAGAGGUGUCCAUAUUGGUGCCUGAAGCUGAAUACCCCUGGUGAACCUUCAAAGAAACACCUGACAAUAAUGCUAAAGAGACCAAUAAAAAAACUAAGGGCAGUGGUGGUAGGAAGAAGAAAUAGUUGAAUGUCGCUUAAAUUGGAGGAGUCGUUUACAUGUUGAUCAGCGUCAAGGAGGUUUUCUCUGGUUUUUUGCGUUAGUGUCAAGGAGGAUCGGAUCAGUUCGCAAUACUAAUGGGUAAGUCUGCCAAAUUGUAAGAUAUUUAUGUGAAGUAGAUUUGUAAUUUGACUAAUGUAAGCUUAGCAUACACAAUUUGAGAUGCGCUGCUUCGUCUGGGAUAUUUGAAUUAGUUUUUCUUUAAGGGCUGCAUUACUUUUUCUC
This is a messenger RNA of Lotus japonicus, 1745 nucleotides long. Its product is annotated as flap endonuclease 1. Gene Ontology annotation, molecular function: DNA binding; 5'-3' exonuclease activity; 5'-flap endonuclease activity. NCBI's taxonomy places the organism in Eukaryota, Viridiplantae, Streptophyta, Magnoliopsida, Fabales, Fabaceae. Bases 139 to 1386 code for a protein of 415 amino acids. The record is from RefSeq and is a predicted model, not a curated record. The transcript is spliced from 19 exons.